CGUCAAGGGCAUCGAUUCAACAUGCACCGACGUCGUAGAAUUACGAGAAAACAGUACAUCGCGUCUUAUCAACAACUCGUCAACGAAGUGGAAUGUUUGCCGAAUGUUUCGCGAGCCGGCUGGGAUCGACGACUGAUGCUUCGUCCAUUUACGUUGAAGCCGAGCUGUAUCGCUCGGUAUACGGUUCACUCGCAUCCGAUCCCUGUCGACGUGGUCGAUCUCAGUUGGGGAGUUCCACGACGCGAGGGUAAUUCGUGUGUACACGCGAAAGCGGUAAGGUGCAUGGACCGUGUAUAUGGUGAUUAUAUGUAUUCCAUAUAUAGACUAUUAUUACUUGGGCAACACUAUUAGUACGUGCAAGCAUGCUACGAAACGCUAUCGAAGCAACAUGCAUUGCCUAUACCGUACUUGCGAAGAGAGAAUCUUAAGUCUAAUUAUAAAUACUUAUGUCUAAUCGAACUUCGAACUUGAUAACAGUAGCAACGAUAUGCAGCAGGAUCUGAAAGUUGUUGGAACUUUAGUGUGAAAUUUGAUUAAUUAUAUCAUUUUGUUUCAACACUCGGUCCAAUAUAACGAUCGUCUUCGAAAUAUGAUAUAUCCUUGAGAUCGAUUAGAUUCUUACUCGUAACGGAUAUAACGAAAUUCUGAUCAACUUCCGGAUCAGUAUAUCAAUACUUAUGUUGAAUUAUUUUCGUGUCGAAGAUUUCCCUUCGUUAAAUCGUCAGUUGCCGAAGUGCACCAAAAAUGCCGUACACAAUUGAGCGUGGAAUGAAACAUCUUUUACGUGCGUUUGCGCCGUACACCUUGCACGUGAGAUAAUAAUCGCAUGUUGCAUAAACACGGUGUUCCGAUUAUGUAGUCCAGUUUGUUCGAGGCGAUGUUUCCGUUAUUUCGCUGGACGCGUUUAUACGCGUGCGAUGCACGCGUGUAGACACCUUUCUACUUUAUUUCGUAAUUGGUUCGUUUGUGAGGAUGUGAAAAUGACUUUUAUGCGUGCAGGAAAAAAUUGUCGGGAAAGUUUUGAUUUAGGAUACGAGUUCAGUGACAAAGGGAGAGGAAAAAAAUUGCGGGAUCGUGCAACCGAUAAAAUAACAAUUGUCGCCAUAAAUUCGUAGAUUCGCGUUCUCUUGUCCCGUUGUACACUUUAUCGAGACGUUUACGACUAUUACAAACGUUGCACUGAAAUUUUCGCAACCGUUAUAGGUGUGAAAUUUUGUUGGAAGGGAGGAGAGACUGAGAGAGAGAUAGAGGAUAGACAGAUAGGUAGAUAGGCAGAUAGGUAGAUAUAGAUAGAAAGAUAGAGAGAUAGAUAGAUAGAUAGAUAGAGGGAGAGAGAGGGAGAGAGAGAGAGAGAGAGAGAGAGAAAUUCAGGAAACUUUAGGAACGAACUUGGACAUUUUACAGCUCCAAUAACGGCUGACAUUCACUCUAGCUAUGUUGGAAAGAUUUCAACCCGAGGCGACGCUUACCGCCGUCAUCGACGCUGUAUACGUUGCCGCGAUAUUUUUGUGACGUUUUCAAGCGCGGAAAGUUUUAUGCCGGAUAAAUGUGCGGAUUUAUGCUAUUGCGAUGCUUGGAUACCGCUUCAAGGAUGGAGUUGGGAGACGAAAAUAAUAAAAAUGGAAUAAAUAGAGAAGUCCAUUCCACCGUACUGUUUCGUUUGAUAUUAGUCGAACGACCCUGUUUAUCGAGCAUGGGAGCUCUACUUUUUGCUACUUAUUUAUUUACUUACCAAGUCAACGAACUAAAUCACUUUUUUUUACUUUCUAAAUUAAUACUAUGCACGCAUACAAUAUAAAAUUAAAACGUGGUACGUAGUCAUCGUCAUCAUUUAUAACAUAUUAAAUAUAAAUCGUAAGUUUCCAAGCGAUAGAACAACGUAUCGAUAUUAGAUUAUCUUACGGAACAGCGAACCGUGAUGUAAAUACGAGAAAAUUUUCAAUGAACAAUAUGUAUGCAAUGUUUAACAUGUAAACAACUUUUUGCAAUUGUACACACGAGGUUUUUUCAUUUCCGUGGAAAGUGGAUCCUUGAAGUGGUGCUCGAUCGCAACAACGUAUGCUACGUUUCGAUAUCUGGCAUCGUCUACUUUUCAACGAGUCUUCAGUUUCAAAUGAUAUUGCGUCUUUCGCGAUUGAACGCGCGCAAAGUUGCUGGUUGUUAUAUUAAUUGGGUAUUGUCUAUCUAGUGGUCAUAAGUAGUUUCUGAUGCGAACGCGAAUCCGUGAAUGCAAGUUUAAUUAAAGUGGGCUCGAAAGUAACUCCGUUGUAAUGUGGUGUUGAUGUCACUUCGGGCGGAAGUUGUCAUGGCAGCGAGCUUUGCUUCGUUUGGCGUUCCUCCAGGCGCAGUGCAGUCGUGUCGUGAUGCGCACUGGACGUCUAAUUUGUCGUAUUAUGCAUUUUGACGCUCGUUACCCAUCGAUUUUACGAAUCUUCGAACCGUUUAACUGUUCGUCCUAAAGUUAUCGAACAAUGUGUGCGGGAAAUGUAUCUUCCGCGUAUUCUUCAAGACCUCGUUGAUCCUGUCCGACCGCGUUACGUCUACAAGAAAUAUUUCGUUCUCGACUGGCACAGUGCUAUAUAAUUCGGAAUCACGUUCUUCGAGUAGCAUCGUAACGAUGCAAAGAACGGUCGCGUCGCGCUUUGUCGAGUGUUUCUAAGGACACUUCGCAACUUUUCCUUGGCAAGAGAAGAGAGUUCGCGGGCAGGCAAGUAGCGCAGGUAAGCGUUUGCCUACGAACAUCGAGAUAGAAAAGAAGGACAAGAACGAGGAGUACGAAACAACUAGCGGCUAUGUAACGAAGCUGUUACAUACAUAGAAAGAAGCAGUUUCAAAAGCAGAAGCUUGCAAGCGAAUCGAAACCGAAGAAAAAAGAAAAGAGACGAAGAAAAGAACGGAAAAAAGAAGAGAACGAAGGAAAAACGCAACAGCAGAGUGUGUGCGACGAAUGAUGGAAGGCAAGAGAGGCUCGUACGAGAACACUGGUUGGCUCAACGUGUAUUUCACAUUGUGCUUUCUGCGCCUCGACGAGUGGCCAGUCUGUGUGUACGCGUGCACAUAAUCUCGAUGCGAUACACCUGCGUGGAUAUUAACAUGUGCACGUGUAUGAUUGUACAAGCGCACGCACACACAUACUUGAAUAUUAAUAAUAAUUAGAAUGUGUACGGCAUCAUAGUGAUUCAUAGCUACCAGAAGCGUACUGCACACACUGACAAUGAUACAGCUCAAUAUAGGUGUCGUAUUAU
Messenger RNA from Bombus pyrosoma, 3245 nucleotides. RefSeq lists its product as uncharacterized. Bases 22 to 351 code for a protein of 109 amino acids. NCBI's taxonomy places the organism in Eukaryota, Metazoa, Arthropoda, Insecta, Hymenoptera, Apidae. The transcript is spliced from 3 exons. The record is from RefSeq and is a predicted model, not a curated record.